Molecule: messenger RNA, 969 nt
Organism: Penicillium cataractarum
Lineage: Eukaryota; Fungi; Ascomycota; Eurotiomycetes; Eurotiales; Aspergillaceae
Exons: 1
Coding region: 1-969 (322 amino acids)
Biological process (GO): nucleobase-containing compound metabolic process
Molecular function (GO): nucleic acid binding; 3'-5' exonuclease activity
Source: RefSeq, a predicted model, not a curated record
AUGGCCUUUGAUCUGGCACGAAUCGAAACCGUCGUCGUGGACUCGGUGGCUCUCCUUCGGUCUGUUAUAGGCGAGGUGAUGACUCUCCGAACUGAUACCCCAUCACUAUUCAUCGACCUGGAAGGCUAUCAGCUUGGUCGUCAUGGUUCAAUAUCCGUCAUGACCAUUUACGCGCCCCCAAAGGAAAAAGUAUAUCUCAUUGAUAUACACCGACUGGGAGCUGACGCAUUUUCUACUGUCAAUGUUGAUGGUAAAUCUCUUAAAUCCAUACUAGAAUCGUCGGUCAUCUUGAAAGUUUUCUUCGAUGUUCGACAUGACUCGGAUGCAUUAUUCAGCCAUUAUAGUAUCGCCAUUGACGGUGCUCGAGACGUACAGUUGAUGGAAUUGGGAACAAGAACGGGCCCGAAAGAGUUUCUCGCCAGCUUAGCAGCAUGUGUCGAGAAAGACAGCACGAUUUCUGCAAAGGAGAAAAAGACGUGGGAGAUGACAAAACUCAAUACUCGACGACUGUAUGACCCCGCACUUGGAGGACGAUACGAGAUAUUCAAUGAUCGUCCUAUUAAACCAGAAAUUGUGAAAUACUGCGUGGGAGAUGUUGCGUUGUUACCGGGUCUCUUCGUUGCCUACAACACCAAGCUAUGUCGACCUGGAGAGAAAUUUUGGGAGGUUCAGAUACUGGAAGCAACCAAGGAGAGGAUUCAGCUUUCGCAAAGCCCAAAUUUUGAUGGAACAUCUCAAGCCAACGCCCGCGGCCCUUGGACUAGGGAGGGUAUUGAAGAAGCAAUUAACCAGUGGAAUGACGACAUCAUGGAUAAUGCAAUGAAUGAGGAGGGUAAUGAUUUUGAUUUUGACUUCGAGCCUAUCUUUCAUGACUUUGAUGACGACGACGACGAUUGGCAUGACGACGGUCCGACCAGCUGCAGAGACAUUAUCCCCGACUGGGACUACGAUUACUACUACUCUGAUUAG